This is a messenger RNA of Phacochoerus africanus (Common warthog), 1789 nucleotides long. Its product is annotated as leucine-rich repeat-containing protein 37A2-like. Gene Ontology annotation, molecular function: protein binding. NCBI's taxonomy places the organism in Eukaryota, Metazoa, Chordata, Mammalia, Artiodactyla, Suidae. The record is from RefSeq and is a predicted model, not a curated record. The coding region runs from base 1 to 1611 and encodes 536 amino acids. The transcript is spliced from 4 exons.
AUGACGGUUCCGACGCUUGGACAGGACCAGGCUCCGCCGAGUGUCGCAGUUAAACCUCCAGAACCUGCUAUGGAGGCUGACCAUCCCACAGCCCUGCAGCAGACGACAGCUCCUCCAACAUACCUCGAGGCGACACUUCCACAUCCAGAGCAGCUUCAGGCUCAGCGUCCAUACCUGACGGAAGUCACAGUUCAACCUUCAGACCUGGAACUGACCAUAAGUGCAGAACCCGCUAAGGGGGAUGAACCUUCUGCAGCCACGCAGGAGACCCCAGCUCAGACUCUGGAGCCACCUAAAGAGGUUGUGGUCCAGCCUCCAUUGUAUCAGUCUGUGACGAAUGCAGCGCCAGGUCAGGACCAAGCUCCAUAUCCAACAUUGCCCAAUGCCCCGGUUCAGCCUUUGGACGUGGUGCUUACUGUGACUCCAGAACCUACCACGGAGGUUGAACAUCCUACAACUCCCCCCCCAAACCCCACUGAGGCGACGCUUCCACGUCCAGAGCAGGUUCAGCAUCAGCAUCCAGCCUUGACUGAAGUCACGGUUCAGCCUCUGGACCUGGGACUUAGCAUAACAACGGAACCCACGAAGGAGGAGGAACCUUCUCCAGCCACGCAGGAGACCCUAACCCAGCCUCCCGUAAGUCAGAGCCAAACAGUUCUACCACCACAUCAGGGUCAGGCUGAGCUUCCAACGUCACCCAGUGUCACAAGUAAGCCUGUGGACCAGGAGCCUACCACAACUGCAGAACUCACCACGGAGGCUGAACAUUCUACAGGCCUGCAGCAGACUACAGCUCCCCCUAUAGAACACCCUGAGACGACACUUCCACAUGCAGACCUGACUCAAGUCACAGUUCAACCUGUGGACGUGGAACUGACUGAAACCACAGGAUCCGGUGUGGAGGCUGAACCUCCUCCAGCCGAGCAAGAGACCCCACCUCAGCCUCCAGAGCCAUUGCAUCAGGAGGUGACAGUUCCAGCUCCAAGUGAGGAUCAAAGUCAGGAGCCUACCACCACUCUACGCCCUACUGCAGAGGCUGAACCUUCUACAGUCCUGCAAGAGACGACAUCUCCCACUCCAGAAUACCCUGCGGUGACACUUCCUUACCCAGGCCUGACUCAAGUCACAGCUCCACCUGUUAGCAUAACUUCUCAGCCAGGGUCAACUGAGACAAUCCUUCCUUCUGCGCAGUCUUCGGUGGUGCACUCCGCCCAAUACCCCCCAGAAAAGGAGCAGUCAGAACAGAGUGUCGUCGCAGAGCACGUCGACAUAUGUGAGCUGUGUACCUGCAGAAAUGAGACGCUGUCGUGCACUGGACUCAGCCCAAAUCAGAGGCUCCGCAGUGUGCCUGUUCUAGGGCCCAAGAGCUACAACCACACCUUCACCGUCUUAGAUUUCCAAGGAAACGCUAUUUCUUACAUUGAUGGAAAUACAUGGAAGGCAUUCCAGUGGGUUGAGACACUAAUUCUCAGGGAUAAUGCUUUGACCGAGUUACAUAAGGAUUCCUUUGAAGGCUUGCUGUCCCUCCGGUAUUUGGACUUAUCCUGCAACAAAAUACAAUCUAUUGAAAGACGUACAUUUGAAUCGCUACCUUUUUUGCAAUAUGUGUAAGUUGCAAAUAUCAACGUCAUUAUGUUGGAAUUGUUAUAAAGACUAUUUGUUUAAUGAAAGUAAUUUGUUACUCAUUUUGGAAUACUAAAAUUGCUACAAAAACGAUGGAGGAAAUCUCUUUUUGUCUCUAGUAAAGAUUAGCCUGGGAAUUAUUGCACAUAUCGGAGUGACUAAUCAU